This is a messenger RNA of Dioscorea cayenensis subsp. rotundata (Guinea yam), 3714 nucleotides long. RefSeq lists its product as uncharacterized. Gene Ontology annotation, biological process: protein transport. The transcript is spliced from 9 exons. The record is from RefSeq and is a predicted model, not a curated record. The coding region runs from base 153 to 3386 and encodes 1077 amino acids. NCBI's taxonomy places the organism in Eukaryota, Viridiplantae, Streptophyta, Magnoliopsida, Dioscoreales, Dioscoreaceae.
AUUUUUUCGUUAUCUUCCCGCACGAAACCGAUGAGUCUUCGUCGAAGUAGCCUAUUGUAAGGAUUCGAGACGAAGUCUCCUCUCAAUUCCCCUCAUAAAACCCUAAAAGAAUCGAAUCCUCAUGCUUUUGAUUGCAUCGUUUUGGGAGCAAGAUGUAUAAGAAAUCGAAGAAUAUCGCCGCUGAUAUGCUCCCCAAGAGCUUCAAGGGCGCGAAAUGCAAGACGUCGCUGAAGCUGGCGAUGUCGAGGAUAAAGCUUAUGAGGAAUAAGAAGGAGAUCCAAGUGAAGCAGAUGCGGCGGGAUCUGGCGCAGCUCUUGGAGGCUGGACAGGAACAAACUGCGCGGAUCCGGGUUGAACAUGUGAUCAGAGAAGAGAAGACCUUGUCAGCAUAUGAACUCAUUGACAUUUACUGUGAACUGAUUGUGGCACGGUUACCAAUUAUUGAGUCUCAGAAGAUGUGCCCCAUUGAUUUGAGGGAAGCAAUUGCUGGUGUGGUAUUUGCAUCCCCAAGAUGUGCAGACAUACCAGAACUCAUGGAUGUGAGAAAGCAGUUUUUAGCAAAAUAUGGGAAGGAAUUCAUUACUUCAGCACUUGAAGUUAGGCCAGAUUGUGGAGUUAGCCGCUUGCUAGUGGAGAAACUGUCAGCCAGAGCACCUGAUGGGCAGACAAAAGUUAAGGUCAUGACUUCUAUAGCAGAGGAACACAAUAUCAAAUGGGAUCCCAAACCAUUUGAAGAUCAGCUUCAGAAGCCUAAUGAAGACUUACUGGCUGGCCCCAGCACUUUUGCAAGUGUUAACCAGAUGCCUGUGAAAUCAUCAAACUUUUCAGACCCACCCAGCAGCAUGAAUGAGCCAAGCACAAGAAUGUCCCAAAAUGAAAUUCCUAGCAAACCCACUGGGUUUAAUGCCUCCUCCGCACCAAAUAUUAAUACUCCAAGCACCUCAGUACCUUCCGUUUCGCAUUCUAAACCAGAUAACAUGGAUGGAAGAUCUGCUCGGCAAGAAGUUAAUUCUGCAAACCAGAUGGAGAAUGGUUCUUUAAACCGGCAAAGCUGGAACAUGGAAUUUAAGGAUGCAACAUCAGCUGCUCAGGCAGCUGCUGAGUCAGCAGAAAGAGCCAGUAUGGCUGCUAGAGCUGCCGCUGAACUUGCUAGACGUGGAAGUGCUCCGUAUGACAUUAAUGAUGGCUUGGAUAGAUCAGAGUUUGCAAAGGCAAAAGAUGAAUAUGCCACCAAGGAGUCUGUACCUAUGCCAUAUAAUGAUGUGAAACCCUCACAAGGAAUGCAUAUGAGAAAGGAGAGCAGAAAGAUAGAUGAAGUGUCGCAAGCUGGCUCAAGGAGAGAAGCCAAGGAAACAUAUGAUGGUUACAGUGGCAUGCCCAGAUCAUCUGGUCAGUCUCUGUAUCACUCCAGUGAAAUUUCUGGAAGGAAUGAUCAUUUGGAGAUCAAUCAGAAGGUUGAUGAGGGGCACCUUCUCGUAUUCAGAGUAGCAUCUCAAAUUCAGAGCCUUUUGUGCAGAACUAUAAGGAUGAUCAAGACGAGUACGAUGACUAUGCAGAAGAGAUUAGAAAUGAAAAUUAUAGUAAAUCUGCUAGUACAAGUUCAUUCGGUGAUGACACUAGAUGGAACACAAACACAAGAAGAAAAGCAGGUCAGAUAUUUGCCAACUAAAGAUCAAUUUAGUCCCAAGCAACAUGAGAGUAGUUUUACAGACAAAGAUAAAAGUCCGCAAUGGGUGUUUGAAGCAACAACAAAAAGUCACCAUAAGGAUUUUGAAGAAACUAAUAAAAAAGGGGACCAAUCCCCACAUUUUGACGAUAAUUCAGCAGCAUUUGAUGAUUAUGAUGACCACAAUUAUGAAGGGGAGGAUGUGUUUGACAAAAUUAUGCAUGAAGAAGUGAUGGAGCCUAGUAGAGUGCCAUUUGAUCAGAAGAAUUCCUCAGAAAGCUCGCUAUCAGCAAGAUCUAGUCAAGAACCUGAUAAAUCAUAUUCUUUCCUGAACAAGGAAGUCGAAGAGGCUAAUGAAAAUCACCUUUCAUCUGUUCAUUCUGAUGGCUCAGAAAAAAUCGAAGCGGAACUGGGUUAUCCUGAUACAAAAUGGAAAGGGCCUAGCUCCAAUAGGUUAUCUAGUAACAAGUCAAUUCACAAUGAAAAUGCUUCUCGGAACUCUAUUAACUCAGAGGAUGAGCCGUUUUACAAUCCAAGGGAAGAAAAACCACAAACCAGAGGUCCGUCAAGAGUCCCUUCACUAGAAGCAAAAUCAAACAAUGCAGUUAGAAUGACAAGUGAUGCAGGUAUUUCAAAUUAUUCUAGUUAUGAUAGUGUGGAAGGGCUGAAAUGGGGGGGUAGGCUAACCGGUGGUUUUAAACACAAAGGUUUCCCUCAGCCACCUUAUCAGAAAGACCCACUGCCUAAUGUUUCAGCAUCAUCAAAACCAAGUGCAAUCGAUCGACCUUCUGAUGAGAUUGAAUCCUCGUAUGGGGAAGAAUAUGACCAAGAACCACAUUCACAGGCAUACCAGCCUAAAUCAAGAGCUUCAAGUGUUCUUUCGAAUUUUAGCAAGGAUAAAAGCUCAGAAUCAAAUUAUACUGCUGAAAGAAGAGACCGCACAGAUGAGGAUCCAUCCCUGGGAAAUUCUUCAGGCAACAUUGAGAAUCGCAAUUUUUCCAAUCAGAAAAGAGAAUCAGCAAAAUUGGAUUACUCAGCUUAUAAAUCAUAUGGCCCAAGAACACCAAGACAAGAUCUGAAGGAAUACAGCUCAGAAUCAUACUCUAUUCCAGAUUUCCCAUCAACCCGGUCCAAAGAUAACUUGGAUGUUACCAGGAACGAGGGUGCAAAGACAAACAUGCAAUCGAGAUUGAAAAUGCCAUUUGGUUACUUCGAUGAAGAUGCUGAUGAGGCAGACACAUCAGAGCCAUAUCAUGCUUUCAGUAGUGAAGGAAAGAGAGGUGUAAAGCUUUCUCGGAGGACCAGGGCUCUACCGGCAGAGAGUAAAAGGGCCAAUAAUUCAAGGUUCACUACUCGGUCCAAUGAUCCCGGCGAAGCGGAAAAAAGACCUCAAUCAAAUUCUGCUUCCGAAUCUCUAAACUUGGAGAGAAGAGAAAGUUCUGAGUCUUCUCAAACAAAACUCUCACCUGAGCAACCUCAAGUUACUCCUCAAGCAGAACCUCCUAAAAACAAGGAAAUCUCCAAGUCUUCUAAACUUGCUUCAGUAGAUUCUGGAGCUCCAGUGAAUACUGGGCUUGCAAAAACAUCUAGUUCGACUGAAGGCUUAUCAUCGCGGGAGGAUUCACUCAAGAAAUCUUCUCAUGUUCACCCAAAACUCCCUGACUAUGAGUCCCUUGCUGCUCAUUUUCAUUCACUUCGAGCAAAUGUACGUCCACAGUAAGUAUUAUACUUGGGAUUUCUUAUUGCACUUCAUAUGUUGGCAAUAAUGAACGUCAGGUCGUGUGAAUUGAAUCUUUGAUUUAUUUGUAUAGUGUCAGAAAGAUUUUGAGUCAUAGAACAGUAUAUUAUAUUGUUAUCGUCAUAGUUUUGAUUGAAAGUACGUUCGUUUACGGAGGAGGGUUGCCUUGUCUCAGUAAUAAAAAGUUUUCCUUGUAAUCAAUGAACAUCUGCUGGGGAUGAUCAGCAAGAUGAUUUCUGGUUAAUGAUCCAUGUAUCCUCUUAUGUAUUUAACCGGCUCACUUUGAAUGGCAGUUUAUGCUGGAUGAUGA